AUGAAAAAUCAAGCUAAAAUUUGCAGAGCGGUGCAGAGAGGUACAGAAGGGUGCAGAAGGAAUCCGCAAGCUUAUUUGGACUUGUAUAGUGCAGAGCGGUGCAGAAGGGUGCAGAAGGAAUCCGAGAGCUUAUUUGAACUUGUAUGGUGCAGAGCGGUGCAGAAGGGUGCAGAAGGAAUCCAAGAGCUUAUUUGGACUUGUAUGGUGCAGAGCGGUGCAGAAGGGUGCAGAAGGAAUCUGCAAGGUUAUUUGGACUUGUAUGGUGCAGAGCGGUGCAGAAAGGUGCAGAAGGGUGCAGAAGGAACCCGCAAGCUUAUUUGGACUUGUAUGGUGCAGAGCGGUGCAGAGAGGUACAGAAGGGUGCAGAAGGAAUCCGCAAGCUUAUUUGGACUUGUAUGGGGCAGAGCGGUGCAGAGAGGUGCAGAAGGGUGCAGAAGAAAUCCGCAAGCUUAUCUGGACUUGUAUAGUGCAGAGCGGUGCAGAAGGGUGCAGAAGGAAUCCGAGAGCUUAUUUGAACUUGUAUGGUGCAGAGCGGUGCAGAAGGCAGUGCACAAGGGUGCAGAGGGAAUCCGCCAGCUUAUUUGGACUUGUAUGGCGCCAAGCGGUGCACAAGGGUGCAGAGGGAAUCCGCAAGCUUAUUUGGACCUGUAUGGUGCAGAGCGGUGCAGAAGGGUGCAGAAGGAAUCCGAGAGCUUAUUUGAGCUAGUAUGGUGCAGAGCGGUGCAGAAGGGUGCAAAGGGAAUCUGUCGGCUUAUUUUCGGUGCAGAGCGGUGCACAAGGGUGCAGAGGGAAUCUUAA
Molecule: messenger RNA, 798 nt
Organism: Lentinula edodes (shiitake mushroom)
Lineage: Eukaryota; Fungi; Basidiomycota; Agaricomycetes; Agaricales; Omphalotaceae
Exons: 4
Coding region: 1-798 (265 amino acids)
Source: RefSeq, a predicted model, not a curated record